Vicia villosa (hairy vetch) is the source of this 2077-nucleotide messenger RNA. RefSeq names its product MLO-like protein 4. The coding region runs from base 207 to 1841 and encodes 544 amino acids. Gene Ontology annotation, biological process: defense response. Lineage: Eukaryota; Viridiplantae; Streptophyta; Magnoliopsida; Fabales; Fabaceae. The transcript is spliced from 15 exons. The record is from RefSeq and is a predicted model, not a curated record. Gene Ontology annotation, cellular component: membrane.
UGCAAUAUUAUAAUAUACUCUCUCCACAUGCAUCACAUAAAACAAAAACACUCUCUUAGCUUAGAUACUUCUCUUUUCCUUCCUCUUGAUCCCAUCUAUCAGAAGAGUGAUUCUUCUAUGUUUUAAGGUUUCAUCUUUUUUGGAUUAGAACUAAAGGAUUAUGUUAUGUUAUGCUGUGUUAUGUUGUGUUGAUGUAAGAACAGAAAAUGGAGCAUGUUAUGCAGCAAGGUCGUUCUCUUGCUGAAACGCCUACAUACUCGGUUGCAUCUGUUGUUACUGUCAUGGUUUUUGUUUGCUUCUUGGUCGAGCGUUCUAUAUACCGUUUCGGAAAGUGGUUGAAGAAGACGAGAAGGAAGGCGCUUUUUGCUUCGCUCGAGAAAAUUAAAGAAGAGCUGAUGCUGCUUGGGCUUAUCUCGUUGUUGUUGGCACAAAGCGCGAGAUGGAUCUCUGAGAUUUGUGUAAAUUCAUCGCUAUUCAGCAGCCGAUUCUAUACUUGUGCGCAACCUGACCUUGGCGUGAUUGAGAAUGUCGUGAUUAAACACUCUUCAUCUUUCUCCAAUGAAACUAGUAGUAUUCCGAAGGGACUAAAUAGGGUUGCACUUCAUCAAUGUGGAGAGGGUCAUGAACCAUUUGUUUCAUACGAGGGUCUUGAGCAGUUGCAUCGGUUUUUAUUUGUUCUCGGGAUCACUCAUGUUCUGUAUAGUGUUUUGGCGGUUGGUUUAGCGAUGAGCAAGAUCUAUAGUUGGUGCAGAUGGGAAAAUCAGGCUACAAUGGCUAUUAUCGAUGGAAACGUGCCAGGAAAGAAAAACAAGGUGAUGAGGCGGCAAACAACGUUUGUUUUCCAUCACACGUCUCAUCCGUGGAGCAGGAAUCCAAUACUAAUCUGGAUGCUAUGUUUUCUGCGUCAGUUUAGAAGUUCUAUACAAAAAUCGGAUUACCUUGCACUCCGUCUCGGUUUCAUCACUGAACAUAAAUUGCCAUUAUCAUACGAUUUUCAUAAAUAUAUGGUUCGAAGCAUGGAAGAUGAAUUUCAUGGCAUUCUAGGAAUAAGCUGGCCGCUUUGGAUUUAUACUAUCGUCUGCAUCUUCGUAAACAUCCACGGGUUGAAUAUAUACUUCUGGUUCUCCUUUAUACCUGCAAUUCUUGUGAUGGUAAUAGGUACAAAACUUCAACAUGUUGUAUCCACUUUAGCACUUGAAGUCUGGCAGCACCAGGGUCCAUCUGCCAGUACACAAGUAAAGCCGCGCGACGGCCUUUUUUGGUUCAAUAAACCGGAUAUACUUCUAUGGCUGAUACAAUUUGUGAUAUUUCAGAAUGCUUUUGAAAUGGCUUCGUUUAUUUGGACAUUGUGGGGAUUUAAAGAACAGUCAUGCUUCAUGAGACAUCAUUACAUGAUCAUCAUUCGGUUGACAUCAGGAGUUCUUGUUCAAUUCUGGUGUAGCUAUAUGACAGUACCCCUCAAUAUAGUAGUUUCACAGAUGGGAUCGCGAUGUAAGAAGGCGCUAGUGACCGAAAGUGUAAGAGAGUCUUUACACAGUUGGUGUAAGAGAGUAAAACAGAAGUCGAAGCACGAUCAUUCACUUCGUUCGCAUACAGCAAGAUCAAUAUGUUCCCUAGAAUCAACAAUCGACGAGAGGGACGAGAUAACAGUCGUAUCGGGGACGCUAACUCGAACAACUUCCUUAGACUUAGAGUCUUUGAAUCAGAUGACAGUAACUUCAGUAGACCAGCUGAAUUUUAUGACUUCUAUCAACAACCUCCAUGAUUCGCAUCACAACGAUGUUGGCGACAGAGACGAGACUAAAGUCGAAACUCUUCUAGAUUUGUUUCACAAAACAUGACAAUUUUAUGUUUCAUAUAUAUUCGAAAUUCUACUGCAUAACAAGCUAGAAUCCUAUUUAGUUUAGUAUAGAUAAUGCAAAUCAUUCUUGAACUCUAUCAAACAUAGAUGUAUAUUAUAUAUCACACUACUAGAACCAGGUCAAAUUUUGGAUCAUAUGCAAUUGUCUGCCUUGCGUUCCCUCAAAGACGGCCCUAACCAUAAUCACGGUCAUGGUUUAUGGUUGAGCGUGUUAUG